AUGGUCUCUGGUUUUGAAGGAGCUUGGAAGGCUGUGAACCCUCACAUCCCACUGAUCAAGUUUCGGAAAGGAGGAUUAACAGAAUUUGUUCGUGGUUCACCUCGACCUCUAGCUGCUACUGGCCCUGUUACCGCAGGAUCCACCUCACCUACCCGUUCUUCAGUUGUGCUAGAAGAGUGGCAGGUGCCACAAAAAUAUCGUAGAGAGCGAAUUACCGAUGAAGAAAUAGAGUAUAUAAAUAGAGGCGGCCCCGCAUAAUAGAGAUGAAAGUUUGUUUAUAAUAUUUUUUUCUGUAUAUACUGAUUGCAGUUGUAAUGUUAAGUAUUGCCUUGUUAUCCUUUUAUCCUAAGAGUAUUGAAAUAAAUUAAUGUAUGCUC
Messenger RNA from Cherax quadricarinatus, 377 nucleotides. Its product is annotated as alpha-ketoglutarate dehydrogenase component 4. Gene Ontology annotation, biological process: 2-oxoglutarate metabolic process. The record is from RefSeq and is a predicted model, not a curated record. Lineage: Eukaryota; Metazoa; Arthropoda; Malacostraca; Decapoda; Parastacidae.